This is a messenger RNA of Ctenopharyngodon idella (grass carp), 3038 nucleotides long. RefSeq names its product junctional adhesion molecule 2b (gene jam2b). The transcript is spliced from 10 exons. Gene Ontology annotation, cellular component: tight junction; cell surface; protein complex involved in cell adhesion. Gene Ontology annotation, biological process: leukocyte tethering or rolling. Bases 98 to 988 code for a protein of 296 amino acids. The record is from RefSeq and is a predicted model, not a curated record. Lineage: Eukaryota; Metazoa; Chordata; Actinopteri; Cypriniformes; Xenocyprididae.
UCUGACGAGAGCGCGCAAACCAUCUUCAAGAACUUCCGAGGAGCGAGAAACACAUCAGACUCUCCACGCGCUCCUGCACCAGCCGUACAAUCUGAAGAUGAGCACAACACACCUAAUAACCUUUCCCGCUCUUCUCAUGCUGCUCUACAUUCCUAGCUCAGAUCCUGUCACUGUCACUACAAGUAAAGCAAAAGUGGAGGUACAUGAAAACACAAAUGCUGUCCUUUCCUGUGAGUUCAGGACAGAGAAAGAAACGAACCCACGUGUUGAAUGGAAGAAGAGAGGCAAAGAUGUUUCAUAUGUUUAUUUUGAUGGCGAAUUUACAGGUUCAUUUAAGGGUCGUGCUUCCAUCGAAGGGGCGACAAUGACCCUCCGUGGUGUUACACAGAAAGACUCAGGAGUGUAUCAUUGCGAAGUCACAGCCCGCCAAGACAAAAUCAAGCUGGGGGAGGUCACCGUCACCCUCAAUGUGCUUGUGCCGCCACAUGCGCCAUCAUGUGAGGUCCCUGAAACAGUCAUGAAAGGAUUUUCUGCGGAGCUCCACUGUAAAGACAAACUGAGCAUUCCUGCUGCCACCUACAGCUGGUACAAAGACAACAAACCACUUUACACUGGCAAUCAUCAGGAAAUCCACUACACCCUGGACCCCAAAACAGGGACUCUGAAAUUCAAGGCGGUAUCAAAAUCUGAUGAGGGUCAGUAUCGAUGUGAGGCCUCCAAUGGAGUGGGGGCACCUAAAAGCUGUGCAGGCCAGCAUAUGAAGAUAACUGAAUUUGAGCUCAACAUGACAAUAGUCAUAGCAUUAGAAGUGGCAGCGCUCCUGUUGCUUCUCUCAUGCUGUGUGGCCGUCUGUCUGUGCUGCAGACGAGGGUGCUGUCGAUGCUGCCGCAAGAGUAAAGCAGAGACAAAACAAAGCAGAACAAAGACCAGCUACAACCCUCCAACAGAUCCGAGACACUACAAACAUACACAAUCCUUUGUGCUUUGAAGAGUGUGCACAUUUUGGACAGCACCAUGCUGACAGAAGUAAACUAAAGUGACCUCAAAGGCUAGAGAAUGAAAUAUUACAUCAACUACGCCUCUGUAUCUCUUAUUUGCUCUUAUGGGCUAUGAGCAGAAAACACGCCCCCUGGUGGUGAGGUCUGAUUACAGCUGAACAAUCCGCAACAGACCUAAACUUGGGUUAGUUCACCCAAAAAUGAAAAUUAUGUUAUUUAUUUCUCACCCUCAUGUUGUUCCACACCCGUAAGACCUUUGUUCAUAUUCGGGACACAGAUUAAUAUAUUUUUGAUAAAAUCCGAUGGCUCAGUGAGGCCUGCAUCGCCAGCAAUAACAUUCCCUUUUUCAAUGCCCAGAAAGCUACUAAAACAUAUUUAAAACAGUUCAUGUGAGUACAGUGGUUCAACUUUAAUAUUAUAAAGCGACGAGAAUACUUUAACAAAAUAGCAACUUUAUUCCACAAUAUCUAGUGAUAGGCGAUUUCAAAACACUACUUCAUGAAGCUUACGAAUCAUUUGUUUCGAAUCAGUGGUUCAGAGCGCCAAAAUCAAGUGCUUUCAGUAAACGAGACUUUGUUACAUCAUAAGUGUUUUAAAACUUCAAUAGUUCACGUGACUUUGGCAGUUUGAUACACGCUCCGAACCACUGAUUCGAAACAAAUGAUUUGUAAAGCUUCGAAGCUUCAUGAAGCAGUGUUUUGAAAUCGCCCAUCACUACAUAUUGUUGAAAAGUCAUUAUUUUGUUUUUUUGGCGCACAAAAAGUAUUCUCGUUGCUUUAUAAUAUUAAGGUUGAACCACUGUAGUCACGUGAACUGUUUUAAAUAUGUUUUUAGUAGCUUUCUGGGCAUUGAAAAAGGGAGCGUUAUUACUGUCAAUGGAGGCCUCACUGAGCCAUCGGAUUUUAUCAAAAAUAUCUUAAAUUGUGUUCCGAAGAUGAACGAAGGCCUUAUGCCAUUAAUUACUCACCCUCAUGUUGUUCCACACCCAUAAUUUUCAUUUUUGGGUGAACUAACCCUUUAAUGUUUCUCUUUUACUACUGUUAAUUUUUUUUUUUUUUUUUCAUUUAUUUUGGACACUGUAUUAUUGUAAUUGUCUCAUAUUAGUUUCACUUCAGACAAUCUAAUGUUUAUUAGAUACUGUACAAAUGUUGCACUAUUUCAUACUAGAUUUGUUCAGGUUACAGGCAAUGGUUUCACUCACCAAGCCACUGAGCAUAAACGCCCAACUACAGAUGUGAUGGUCCACUUAAUUUGAGUGGAAACAAGCUUGACUUGUCUCAGGAUGUCUCUAAAGUCUAUUAAUCAUCAUACAAUCAGUGUUAAGUAGAAUUUUAAUCACAGUCACCUUGACUGGUUUUUCAUGUUUAAAGUAUCAUCAGUUGUCUGAUGAUGGGUAUUGAGAAAAAUUGCUAUCAUGUCGUUCAAAAACCUCUAUGACUUUCUUCUGUAAAUCAAAAAAGAUAUUUUGAAGAACUGACUUCUACUGUAUGGACAAAAACUGAGACAUUUCUCAGAGUAUCUUCUUUUAUGUUCUACAGAAGAGAGUAAAUCAUACUGGCUUGGAACAAUAAAAGUGAGUAAAUGACAGAAUUUUCAUUUUUGGGUGAAUUUUUGGGUAGUGUGCACAGAAAACCAAGAGACAGAAAGUUCCUUUCAGCAACUCCGUACAGAUUGGCACACUUCUCUUUUAAUAACAGAAACAGACUUAACCAACAGAAGCAGAAUUUUCAUUAGACAUGCAUAGUGAUAACCAAACAAUCCACCAUAGAGAACACUACACUAUCUCUUCAACACCUUCUAGACAGAGUUAAACAAUGUGCUUGAGCUCAUUUAACUUUUUGGUUUAGCUGAUUUGUGGUUCAAAUGAACCAACAAUGUCUCCAAAAACUAGAUUUGUUUUUUGGUCUUUUGUUACAUUAACUGUUAUAUAAAAUUAAGUAAAUGCAAAAUUCAGACUUCACUGCAAUAUUUACUCUUUCUACACAGAAUAAAUGACUGUAGAAUACACUUUCACUGUUAAAUAAAGAAAUACAGAAAUCA